CUUGUUCCCCGUGGCUGUAUAGAAGUCCAAAUAUAAGGGCUGGACCUGUGAGCCUGAAAGUCAGCCUUUCACACACUGGUCGGUAAUUAACCAAAAGUGAGAACGGACAUAGAGAAACAGCAUUUUCGCACUGAGUGGGAAAAUGGGGAUAGCAGCGGAAGCUCAUAACGUGAAGAUUUUGGGAUCAGGCACAGAGUGUAUAGUUCUGGCUCACGGAUUCGGCACGGACCAGUCUCUGUGGAAACACUUUGUACCUUAUCUCCUCGACGAUUACCGUGUCAUUCUCUACGACAACAUGGGUGCGGGUACAACCAACCCUGACUACUUCGAUUUUGAGCGCCACUCAAGCUUAGAAGGCUACGCCUCUGAUUUGCUCGCUAUUCUAGAAGAGCUUUACGUUGAAUCUUGCAUUUUUGUUGGUCACUCUGUUUCCGCAAUGAUAGGUGUUAUUGCCUCUAUUUCUCGCCCCGAUCUCUUCUCAAAACUCGUUAUGGUCGGCGCUUCUCCCAGGUAUUUGAACGACGUGGAUUACUACGGAGGAUUUGAGCAGGAAGAUCUGAACCAAUUGUUCGAUGCGAUGGCGUCGAAUUACAAAGCGUGGUGCCAUGGGUUUGCUCCAUUGGCGGUGGGAGGGGACAUGGAUUCUGUGGCGGUGCAGGAAUUUAGUCGAACGUUGUUCAACAUGAGACCGGACAUAGCGCUAAUCGUGUCGCAGACCAUUUUCCAAAGCGAUAUGAGGCAGAUUCUGAGCCUCGUCACUGUCCCCUGCCACAUCAUACAAGCGGAGAAAGACAUGGCGGUUCCCGUGAUGAUUUCGGAGUACCUUCACCAACACCUUGGUGCUGACUCCAUCGUCGAGGUCAUGGCUACCGACGGUCACUUACCGCAGUUGAGCUCGCCGGAUACCGUUAUUCCGGUGCUGCUCAAGCACAUUCACCUUGAUAUUGAGACAGGGAGGUAGAAAUUGAUGUUACUUAAUCAAUUAAUUGUUGUUGAAACUGAAAAAAUAAUAAAAAAUAAAAAUCUGUCUUUGUCUUUGUCUUUUUCUUUUUUAUAUUUGUUUUGUAAAAUAAAAACGGAAGCAGGGGCGAAUAAGUUCCUUCAACUGCUUAUCUGUGUUUGUUGUAUGGCAAGUUAUUGUGGAAGAGCCCUAGUGGUAGCAAGACUUUGAUGCAUGUCAAUGUCCGUCACUGUGUUGUGAGAAUUUCUCGCUGGUGAAUUGGGGGUUGGUGAACCUUGAGACAAAAAGAACUAGUGUAGUGUGUCUUGUAAUUGUUAUAAACGUGGUUUAUGCAGCAGUGCAAAUUGCUAAUGAAACUAUGAAAGAUUGGGAUUCGAUUUUCUUGGA
Molecule: messenger RNA, 1348 nt
Organism: Cajanus cajan (pigeon pea)
Lineage: Eukaryota; Viridiplantae; Streptophyta; Magnoliopsida; Fabales; Fabaceae
Gene: KAI2
Product: alpha/beta-Hydrolases superfamily protein
Source: RefSeq, a predicted model, not a curated record